AUGAAAGAAGAUAAACUAUCACAAAGUGAAGUUAUUCCUCCAGAUUCAUGGAAUACAGUUGUAGAUAGUAUUACUAAUCCUAACGAAAUUCAAUGGAAAGAUAUGAAUACAUCAGCACGUAUAAAACAUGUCGUUGUAUUAAUUACUAAAUUUAUCGGCUUAUUAUUAUUAUUAUAUACUUUUGUAUGUUCACUUGAUAUAAUGAGUUCAGCAUUUCGACUUGUUGGUGGUAAAAUAACUGGACAAGCAUUUACAGAAGGUGCUGUUCUUUCGAAUCCUAUUGCUGGUCUUAUGCUUGGAUUAUUAGCAACUGUAGUUGUUCAAAGUUCAUCAACAUCAACAUCUAUUGUUGUUUCAAUGGUUUCAUCAUCCAUUCUACCAGUUAGAAGAGCAAUUCCAAUAAUUAUGGGAGCUAAUAUUGGUACAUCGGUAACAAAUACAAUCGUUGCAUUAACACAAUCAAGUCGAAGAGAUGAAUUUCGUCGAGCUUUUGCUGGUGCUACAGUUCAUGAUAUGUUCAAUUGGGUAACAGUUAUUAUUUUAUUACCAUUAGAAAUUGUAUCAGGUGUAUUAUUUCAUCUGACGGAGGUUAUUACUCGAACAAUUAGUCUUGAUAGAAAAGCAAGUACAAAUCCACAAUUUUUAAAUGCUUUAACAAGACCAUUAACACAUCGAAUAAUUCAAUUAGAUGAAAAAGUCAUUCAAAAUAUAGCAACUGGAUCAGUAGAAACGGAUCUUUCACUUGUUAAACGUUAUUGUUCAUAUAAGAAUAUAACUGAUGAGAAUAAUACAUCAAUUCUACUUCCACAAGAACAUUGUGGAUUUUUAUUUGCAACAGUUACAUGGCCAGAUUGGGGAAUUGGCAUUCUUCUUCUUGUUCUUUCAUUAUUAUGUCUUUGUACAUGUCUUGUUUUACUUGUUAAAUUACUUCAAUCAAUGCUGAAAGGAACAAUUAGUACAAUUAUACAUAAAACAGUCAAUGCUGAUUUUCCUGGUAUUUUUCAUCAUUUAACACCAUAUUUAGCUAUUGGAGUUGGAUGUAUAUUUACGAUACUUGUACAAAGUAGUUCAAUAUUUACAUCAACUUUAACACCACUUGUUGGCCUUGGAAUUAUAUCAAUAGAACGAAUGUAUCCAUUUACAUUAGGUUCAAAUAUUGGCACAACAAUAACUGGUAUGAUGGCAGCAUUAACAGCAACAACAGCUCAAGAACUACGAAAUUCAUUACAAAUUGCUUUAUGUCAUACAUUUUUUAAUAUUUUCGGUAUUCUUCUUUGGUUUCCAAUACCAUUUAUGCGUAAUAUACCAAUCAGCUUAGCUAAAAAAUUAGGUGCAAUAACAGCGGAAUACCGAUGGUUUGCUAUUGUUUACAUUAUUGCAUCAUUCUUUGUUAUACCUUCAAUUAUUUUUGCUAUAUCUCUUGCUGGAUGGUAUGUAUUUAUUGGUGUAUUUGGUCCAAUUGUAUUGAUUAUUUUAAUGGCUAUUGUUAUUAAUCUUCUACAAACUCAUUCACCAAAAUUUUUACCACAUCGAUUACAAACAUGGUCAUGGUUACCGAGACCAUUUCAUACAUUAAGUUGGUAUGAUGAAUAUAUAUUUAAUCAUCGACAACGAUUAAUAUGUUGUAAACAACAAGAAUCAAAACAAACCGUAGUAACAAUCAAUGACAAUAGAGAAAAUAAAUGUGGUCAUACAAAUGAAACAUUUGAUGAUUUUGAUAGAUUAUCUGGUAUUAGUAGUCGUCUCUAG
Messenger RNA from Adineta steineri, 1749 nucleotides. NCBI's taxonomy places the organism in Eukaryota, Metazoa, Rotifera, Eurotatoria, Adinetida, Adinetidae. The record is from the annotation of a GenBank genome assembly.